This is a messenger RNA of Dendrobium catenatum, 854 nucleotides long. Its product is annotated as small nuclear ribonucleoprotein SmD1a. The record is from RefSeq and is a predicted model, not a curated record. Bases 146 to 496 code for a protein of 116 amino acids. NCBI's taxonomy places the organism in Eukaryota, Viridiplantae, Streptophyta, Magnoliopsida, Asparagales, Orchidaceae. Gene Ontology annotation, biological process: spliceosomal snRNP assembly; RNA processing. Gene Ontology annotation, cellular component: U4 snRNP; precatalytic spliceosome; catalytic step 2 spliceosome. The transcript is spliced from 4 exons. Gene Ontology annotation, molecular function: RNA binding.
GCGUGCAUCAUAAAGUGUCGAGUGCAUGAUAAGUGAGCCUGGACGGCAAGGUUUGGAGCUCGGGCGAACCGUGCUUGGGAACGGUUUUGCUCUUUCGUUUGCGAAAGUCGGAUCGGAACCCUAGCGCCGCCUAGCACUCGCGAGAAUGAAGCUCGUCAGAUUUUUAAUGAAGCUCAACAAUGAGACUGUCUCGAUUGAACUCAAGAACGGCACCGUGGUUCAUGGAACUAUAACAGGUGUGGAUAUUAGUAUGAAUACUCAUCUGAAGACCGUGAAGCUUACGCUUAGAGGUAAAAAUCCCGUUACUCUUGAUCACGUAAGUGUGCGGGGCAACAACAUUCGGUACGUUAUACUUCCCGACAGCUUGAACCUGGAGACAUUAUUGGUGGAGGAGACGCCUAGGGUCAAGCCAAAGAAGCCAACUGCUGGGAGACCAAUGGGACGAGGUCGUGGUAGGGGUCGUGGCCGUGGCGGCCGUGGUGGCCGUGGCCGUUAGUUAACUCAGUUACCAACGUUACAUUCUUGCAGCACCUUUCCAAAAGUGGCCCAGCAACUACUGAGAACUUCUUUUGAACUUCCAUCAGCAUCACCAAGGAAAAACCAGCUUACUGCAUUAAAAUACAUCUAUGGAAGGCCGUUACUGUAACAAUCUGUUAUAAAUGCAUUAUUAAAACAUCAUAGAACUCCACUGCUGUGUAGUAGGCACCUUUUCUAGCAUUUUUGUACUUAUGUUUGAUCAUGUUAUGUCGGAGAAAUUCGAGAUUUAAACUGUUUCAUUGUGUUUUAGGUCGUAUUUGUUGCUUUUAUUCUUUUGAUUUCCAAGGAAUAGGGAUGUAAUCCCUGAAUUUGGUGCU